Fopius arisanus is the source of this 2976-nucleotide messenger RNA. It is a transcript of the gene FIG4, whose product is annotated as polyphosphoinositide phosphatase FIG4. The transcript is spliced from 3 exons. The coding region runs from base 93 to 2894 and encodes 933 amino acids. NCBI's taxonomy places the organism in Eukaryota, Metazoa, Arthropoda, Insecta, Hymenoptera, Braconidae. Gene Ontology annotation, biological process: phosphatidylinositol dephosphorylation. Gene Ontology annotation, molecular function: phosphatidylinositol-3,5-bisphosphate 5-phosphatase activity. The record is from RefSeq and is a predicted model, not a curated record. Gene Ontology annotation, cellular component: intracellular membrane-bounded organelle.
CGCGCUCCGAUUAGGUACCACUGUACACAAACUUGUAAAUUUGGAAUAAUCCGCAAGUUGUCAAAAUUCUGUACUCCCGGAAUAAUGCAAAAAUGGAUAACAAACAGCCGCCAACCAUCAUUUUCCACCCGAUCAUCUCGUCGAUCCAAAAAAUCGCACUAUACGAGACCAAAUCAAGAUUCUACUUGAUGGGUUCGAACAAUACUCAAACUCGCUUCCGCGUGUUAAAAAUCGACCGUCAAGAGCCCCGAGAGCUCUGGCUGGUGGAUGACAAGAUGGAAUAUACCCAAGACGAAAUAAUAGAGCUAGUAAACAUGAUAGAUCAGGGUAAUCGUUCAAAGGGUGGUAAUCGUUCAAAGUCCCAGGGAUUAGCAAAGGUGGUAUCAGCCUUCGGAAUCGUUGGCUUCAUUCGUUUCCUGGAGGGCUAUUAUCUCAUCCUCGUGACAAAACGCCGACGUGUUGCAGUAAUCGGUCACCACACGAUCUACAAGAUCGAGGACACAACGAUGAUCUACAUCCCGAAUGAUUCCGUCCGUAUUUUUCACCCAGACGAGCAACGCUAUGUCAAGAUGUUCCAGAGUAUUGAUCUGAAUAGCAAUUUUUACUUCAGCUACUCGUAUGAUUUGACUCAGACCCUGCAAACGAAUUCAGCAGCUCCAAAGCACAUCAAAUCUGAGACGACAAAUGAAUCGACAAGUCAAAAUACAGUGGGCAAUGACGAGGACUUCUUCAACAUGUGGCUGUCGAGAAAGAACUGGCAGAAGAGUGACGAGUAUGGGAUACGAAGCAAUCCUCAUCGUCGUUUCGUCUGGAAUGAUCACCUGCUGAAACCCGUGGAGAAGGACCUCCACAGGGACUGGAUCCUCUAUAUCACACACGGUUUCGUUGGCCAAUCAAACGUCAGCAUAUUUGGCAGAUCGAUGUACAUUAUUUUGAUUGCAAGAAGAAGUAACAGAUACGCUGGUACGAGAUUCCUGAAACGUGGAGCCAAUUGCAAGGGUGACGUUGCUAAUGAGGUGGAGACUGAACAAAUAGUCCACGACUCGGCAGUGAGUUCCCUUCACAACGGUAGAUUCAGCUCCUUCGUCCAGAUGAGGGGAUCGGUUCCUGGGUACUGGUCCCAGGAUAUCAGCAAAAUGGUGCCAAAGCCGACAAUCUCCUGUGUUCUAGCGGAUCCAUUUUUCGAGUGCACUGGGGCCCACUUCAAUGAAUUAUUAAAACGCUACGGUGCCCCCAUUAUCAUCCUCAAUCUCGUGAAGAAACGGGAGAAGAAAAAACACGAGAGUAUCUUGAGUGAAGAGAUGUUCGACGCUGUGGAGUAUCUCAAUCAAUUUCUACCCCUCCACCAUCAGAUCCAGUACGUAAGCUUCGACAUGGCGAGGAUGAAUAAAGGAAAGACUGCGAACGUCAUGGGAAGACUAGGCAAUAUCGCCAACAACGCAGUCCUCAAGACUGGAAUCUUCCAGUCUCAGGAGCCGUACUACAACCAGAGAAGAGUCCUCAAUCCCUCAGGGAGUGUCAGGAGAAGUCACAGGGAGAUGACGAGCUCGAUUACCAAGGGAUCUGAUGUGGAGGUGAAUCCCCUGAUCGAGGAUAAGAUCAGGGAUUUGUUCCUCACGAAGGGAACAGUUCAGACUGGAAUUAUCAGGACUAAUUGUGUGGAUUGCCUCGACAGAACAAAUACUGCGCAAUUUGCCAUUGGAAAGUGUGCACUAGGUUAUCAGUUAUGUGCUCUUGGAGUCUUGGAGCAGCCAAAGCUGGAGUUUGAUUCUGACUGCGUUAGAAUGCUUGAGGAGAUGUACGAGGAUCAUGGUGACACUCUUGCUCUGCAAUAUGGGGGCUCUCAGCUCGUUCACAGGAUCAAGACGUACAGGAAGACUGCCCCCUGGACUAGUCAAGGGAAUGACAUCAUGCAGACUCUCAGCAGAUACUACAGCAAUACAUUCAGCGAUCAGGAGAAGCAGCAUACUAUCAACCUGUUUCUCGGGGUUUUCGUGCCACAGGAGGGGAAACCACCGAUUUGGGAGAUGCUGACGGAUUAUUAUCUCCAUAACAAAGUUGCUGUCGAGUACAGAAGGAGGAAUAGAGUUCUCACUCAGUGGUGGGACGACAAGGUCUACAAAUGCUUGCCUUAUGCUUACAAUCAGGUCGCCAAGACCUGCUCUGAGAUGAUUCAGGUGCAACAUUCCCAAGAGGAGAUGGUCGAUAUUUAUUACGACUAUCAUCGACCCUUUGAACUCAAUCAGCUGGCUGAUAUUUACGCUUAUCAGGUGAGUCACUCGGUGCGAGACUUUAUGCCGCAUUUCACCACGAAUUUCAGUCCCUUUGCCGUGCGAAUCAGGCCAGGAAGGCGAAGAGAGGAGACUUCCAGUAAAAAUGCUAACAUCAGGAAUCCCUCAAUGACAGGGCAGAGCAGUACGAGCAGCAAUGCGAGCAGUGCGAGCUCUAGUGUGGAUACGAGUUCAGACGACGAGGACUCGCGACAUGGCAGUGACAGUCAACUGAUUCCCCUGAAGGAGCCAGGGGAGGUGAUGAGCUUUGAGAGCCUAUUUCCCUCGAUGAGGGAAGUGUACGGGGUCGAGCCCCAGAUCCCCAGGAGAAGUGAUCUCAUUCUCUAUAAGAGAUAUGUAAUGAUGGGAAGAAAUUCCACUCACCACAGCGAUCACUCUAGUCUAAGGUCCAAAAUGGUCCAGCAGGCGACAUUUCCGGACGUCGUACCUGUCAGGGUGGAGCUUCCCAAGGUCUCUGACAUAAGUGUCAGUAUUUAUGAGCAGUAUGUCCAGAGGGGGAGGAAUGGGGGUUUCGCCCCCAGUCCCAUGGAUCUUCAUCUUUAUGAAAAAUAUGCCAGGCAACAGCAGAUGAUCCUCGGGGUGCCCUGCAGAGAGGCUUUCUGACCAAUUCAUGGAAAUCCCUCAGCAAUAUCAAUUUGAUUAAUUAAUUAAUUAACUGAUUAAUAUUUAACUUGAAAUUAUCAGA